AGGGAAACACACACACAUUCAUGUGGUAAGCAAACUCCAGACUCCCUCACUAAAGUCAGUUGUUUGUUGAUCCCAUCCAACUCCCCACACACCCGCAGUGUAAGCAGAUUAACACUCCUUACAUCAUGUGGUUACCUGAUGCUCUUCUUCAGUGUUUCAUGCGCAUGCGACCGGUUCCGUAUGGCAACUGUCAUCUGACGUCAACCAGCCGCGAUCCGGUUGGAUGCGGAAGAUGGCUUUUUGCAGUGACAGAGUGACGAAGGUACGAAGCAGCAUAAAGAGCGGUGGGCUGGACGGUUUGUGUCACUACUGCCAUCAUCUUCUUGGAUAUCACACAAGGAGAAGCUGGAGGAGUCCUGAGAAUUACCAGCGCUGAGGGAAUUCUCAUCUAGUCUUCUCUUUUCAAAUUCGGAGCCACUUAUUGUCUUCUUCAUCAUCCAUUUUGUCGUCCAAAAUGUCCACAUCCGAGGCGACGACUGCAGUGUCUUAUGCCUGUGACACUCAUUCCACAGUGUGUUCAGGCCCAAACUGCCUCGUCUCUCCCGAUGACUUCAAUGCCAUCCUGAGCCUGGUGAUGAGUGUGGUGCUCACUGUAAUGCUCGCCAUGGUCAUGUUUGCAAUGGGCUGCACUGUGGAUUCCAAAAAGCUGUGGGGCCACAUCAGGAGACCCUGGGGCAUCUUCAUCGGCUUCCUCUGCCAGUUCGGCAUCAUGCCUUUCGCGGCCUUUGCCUUGUCACUGGCCUUCCGUGUUCUGCCUGUGCAGGCUGUUGUCAUCAUCAUUAUGGGCUGCUGUCCUGGAGGCUCCAGCUCCAACGUUAUCUGCUAUUGGUUGGAUGGAGACAUGGACCUAAGCAUCAGUAUGACAACCUGUUCCUCAAUCCUGGCCUUGGGGAUGAUGCCUCUCUGUCUGCUAAUUUACACCUCCACCUGGACUUCAAGUGACACCAUCCAGAUCCCAUAUGACAGUAUUGGUAUCACUCUGGUGUCCAUACUCGUCCCAAUUGCUCUGGGAAUGUAUGUGAAAAGCAAGAAGCCCAUCUGGGCAAAAAAGAUCCUCAAGGUAGGAUCCAUUUUAGGCUUUGCUCUCAUCAUCAUCAUAGCUGCGGUUGGAGGAAUUCUCUACCAGUCAUCCUGGAUCAUUUCUCCCGCCUUAUGGAUUAUUGGAACUAUCUACCCCUUCAUUGGUUUCAGCCUGGGCUUCCUCUUGGCCCGCUUUGCAGGUCAACCCUGGUACAGGUGUCGAACCAUCGCAUUGGAGACGGGUUUUCAGAACUCCCAGCUGUGCAGCACCAUUGUCCAGCUGUCCUUCAGCCCUGCUGAGCUGGAGGUCAUGUUUGCAUUUCCCCUUAUCUACAGCAUCUUUCAACUAGUGAUGGCAGUCAUGUCUGUGGGAGCCUACCAGGCAUACAAAAAGUAUUCUGGCCGUGGCUCAGCUGAUACAGACAGUGAGGCUCCAUCCCUGGAAAGUGGUGAUGGUGAGUUAGAGAAAAAGAAGGGACAUGCUGUGGAAAAUAGUGCCUUUGAGUAUAACGAUAAUGGCAACAGCGAGGAGAAGGGUAUGGACAUGAAAAAGAUUACCCAGUUGUGAGAUGCAAAUCACAGACUUUGGACUUUCAGUAUAAACAUCUAGGGCCACAACACAACUGAGGACAGCAGUUAAACUCAACACUGUGAAUACACACUGCACUCUGCAGGCCGGAGCUGUGCACUGCAGCUCCUGUUGUCAUCAACUCCAGAAAUGUACAGCCAACAAUUAACUCCAAGGGAGAGCGGUGUUAUACUGUAUACUGUUAUACUGUAUCAUGAUGUGAAGCCCUCUUUUCCUAUAAUUUAUUCAUUUAUUAACAUUUUC
Plectropomus leopardus (leopard coralgrouper) is the source of this 1852-nucleotide messenger RNA. The record is from RefSeq and is a predicted model, not a curated record. NCBI's taxonomy places the organism in Eukaryota, Metazoa, Chordata, Actinopteri, Perciformes, Serranidae.